UAGUUGUUACCCCUUCUCCGUCCAAACCCCCGCCGGAAACAACCAUCUCCCCUAACCCUCCGAUCAUGUUUCUCACUAGAUUCAACAAACUCGAGGGUUUGGGGAGAAAUGGUCAAAUCGAUAACGCGGUUAAGAUGUUUGAGAACUUGAAAGAAGGGAAAUUGUGUGACUGUGUGCUGAAUGCUGCUAUUUUCAAAGCGAUGAUCUUUAAUUUUAUAUCGAUUGGAGACAUUGAUGAAUGUUUAAAGUAUAUGUUGAGGAAUAACUGUGAACCAGAUAUUGAUACUUAUGUGACAAUAAUCUUUGCUUUUCUUAAAACUCCAAGGGUAGCGGAUGCACAUGAACUGUUCGAUGAAAUGCUAGAUCGGGAUAUUACGCUCAAUAACCGCUAUCAUUGAAUCGUUAUGUAGUUACGGCCCACCACAUGCUGCCAUGAUGAUAUAUAAGCAAGCAAAGUGUACGAUAUCGUUAAACGCUUAUAAGAUACUGCUUAUGCGAAUCUCGCGAUUUGGUAAAUGUGGUAUGCUUUUGAAAAUAUGGGAUGAAAGUGGUUAUGUUUCUGAUGUACAAGUUUAUGAACAUAUUAUCAACGGGCUUUGCAACAAUGGUCAACUUGAAAACGCUGUGGUCAUCAUGGAGGAUUGUUUGAAGAAAGGAUUUUGCCCUAGUAGACUUAUUUGUGCUAAGUUGAAUAACAAACAAACUGCUUGAUUCAAAUAAAGUUGAGAUGGCUCAUGACGGAAAUAUUGGAGAGCUAAAGGGUGGCACUUUUGAGAUUUCACAAAUAUUUGCAAUUCAGCAACGGGCCUAAGUAUAUUUUCUCAGAAGGAAGAUGGUUUACUUUACGCAGUUACCCAUUGAAGUUGUGGAAUUGAUCAUCAUCAUGUUAGCGAUUUCCUCUAACGGGGUCCGCGAAAUUGCAAACAUUUCCGCAACUUGCCAGCUCUUUAAAAAAAUUACAGAGAGAGCACACAUCCUAAGGGAAGUCAACUUUCAUCGUUUGACUUUGACUGAGAACUUUUCUAUGCACCGUCACCCCAAAGACCUCCUUUGCGUGUGUACCCAAGUUGGAAAUCAGGCUGCCAAGAACAUUUUCGCGAAGGCGCUCUUAUAUAAUGACGAGUGGUUCAAGCAGUUGAUAGUAGUAAGCAAUCAAGAUGCACUUCAUUCAAGGGUUUCAUAUAGUGGGCUUCUAGAUUACCAUUCGAUUGUGAGAUCAUUUAUCCUCCAUGGUAGCUAUGCAGAUUUGGUAAAGAUGUAUGACCACUUGGUCAACUAUGUGCUCUCGUUUGUUGGAUACAAAGUGGCUCGUAGAUUCGGUAUCCUUGAUGCUAUCUACAUUAUGUGUUCUGAAAUGGCUAAAUUACUUCAAGAACAUCGUCGUAGGUGUCUUCCUCCAGUUCAGAGCACCACUAUCCCCGCUAAACAAAGUUAUCAAGUGCGUGAAGAGCGAAAGAAAGUGCUUGUGAUAUUUGAUCAACUCUUUCCAUCCAGACCACCUGUUUGAGUUCUGGAUGGGACUUGUAUCAAUAAUAAUAACAAUAUAUGAAUAAGUGUUGUUAGCAGCAGCAUGUUUGUUA
Messenger RNA from Helianthus annuus (common sunflower), 1580 nucleotides. RefSeq lists its product as uncharacterized. Bases 833 to 1507 code for a protein of 224 amino acids. The record is from RefSeq and is a predicted model, not a curated record. The transcript is spliced from 4 exons. Lineage: Eukaryota; Viridiplantae; Streptophyta; Magnoliopsida; Asterales; Asteraceae.